Budorcas taxicolor (takin) is the source of this 3922-nucleotide messenger RNA. RefSeq names its product CYLD lysine 63 deubiquitinase (gene CYLD). Gene Ontology annotation, molecular function: cysteine-type deubiquitinase activity; K63-linked deubiquitinase activity. Bases 465 to 3326 code for a protein of 953 amino acids. Gene Ontology annotation, cellular component: cytosol. The record is from RefSeq and is a predicted model, not a curated record. Gene Ontology annotation, biological process: necroptotic process; positive regulation of extrinsic apoptotic signaling pathway; protein K63-linked deubiquitination. The transcript is spliced from 19 exons. NCBI's taxonomy places the organism in Eukaryota, Metazoa, Chordata, Mammalia, Artiodactyla, Bovidae.
UGGGAGCGUGGUCACCGCCGCCGGGACCUCUCGAGAAGCGAGGACUUCGUGUGGGAGCAACGCAGGAAUCUGUCUCUCCUUUUGAGCCCCUCAUUUACAGAUCGGGAAACUGAGGCAUCCGACGGCCCGGUUUCCCCCUUUCCAGGGUGAGAAUGCUUUUACACAGCAACCUGGAGUUCUUUAGUUGAAAGGUGCGCUCUGUUGAAGCAAGGAAACUGAUAUUUGUGCCUUUCCACCAUCAUCUUGGUUUAAUGACUUUAUUGUAAUACAAUUAAAUUCUCCUCUACUCAGGAUCCUGGCCCAUCAACAAGCUUAGGCAUUUUGAUUUGCUGUCUUUUUACAGCAUGGACACCAAAUUGCUAAAAACAUGCUUUGGGACUGCCAAUGAAUUUAUCUUUUGUGGUUUUACUACACACUUAGUAAUUCCCUUUUUUUUGAGUUAAUAUUUUGGAGUUAAUAUCACAAUGAGUUCGGGCUUAUGGAGCCAAGAAAAAGUUACUUCACCCUACUGGGAAGAGCGGAUUUUUUAUUUGCUUCUUCAAGAAUGCAGUGUUACAGACAAACAAACACAAAAACUCCUUAAAGUACCAAAGGGAAGUAUAGGACAGUAUAUCCAAGACCGUUCUGUGGGGCUUUCGAGGAUUCCUUCUGCCAAAGGCAAGAAAAAUCAGAUUGGAUUAAAAAUUCUAGAGCAACCACAUGCAGUUCUGUUUGUUGAUGAAAAGGAUGUUGUAGAAAUAAAUGAGAAAUUCACAGAGUUACUUUUGGCAAUUACCAAUUGUGAAGAGAGGUUCAGCUUGUUUAAAAACAGAAACAGACUAAGUAAAGGCCUCCAAAUAGAUGUGGGCUGCCCUGUGAAAGUCCAGCUGAGAUCUGGGGAAGAAAAAUUUCCUGGAGUUGUGCGCUUCAGAGGACCUUUAUUAGCAGAGAGGACAGUAUCGGGAAUAUUCUUUGGAGUAGAAUUACUGGAAGAAGGUCGUGGCCAAGGUUUCACUGAUGGGGUAUAUCAAGGGAAGCAGCUUUUUCAGUGUGAUGAAGAUUGUGGAGUAUUUGUUGCGUUGGACAAGCUAGAACUGAUAGAAGAUGAUGACACUGGAUUGGAAAGUGAUUAUGCAGGUCCAGUGGAUACAAUGCAAGUUGAACUACCCCCCCUGGAAAUAAACUCCAGAGUUUCUUUGAAGCUUGGAGAAACUAUAGAAUCUGGAACGGUUAUAUUCUGUGAUGUUUUGCCAGGCAAAGAAAGCUUAGGAUAUUUUGUUGGUGUGGACAUGGAUAAUCCUAUUGGCAACUGGGAUGGAAGAUUUGAUGGAGUGCAGCUUUGUAGUUUUGCAAGUGUUGAAAGUACAAUUCUCUUGCAUAUCAAUGACAUCAUCCCAGAGAGCGUGACACAGGAAAGGAGGCCUCCCAAACUUGCAUUUAUGUCAAGAGGUGUUGGGGACAAAGGUUCAUUCAGUCAUAAUAAACCAAAGGCUACAGGAUCUACCUCAGACCCUGGAACUAGAAACAGAUCUGAAUUAUUUUAUACCUUAAAUGGGUCUUCUGUUGACUCACAACCACAAUCCAAAUCAAAAAAUUCAUGGUACAUUGAUGAAGUUGCUGAAGACCCUGCAAAAUCGCUUACAGAGAUUCCUCCAGACUUUGGACACGCUUCACCACCACUGCAACCUCCUUCCAUGAACUCACUCUCCAGCGAGAACAGAUUUCAUUCUUUACCGUUUAGUCUGACAAAGAUGCCCAACACCAAUGGAAGUAUUAGCCACAGUCCACUCUCUCUGUCAGUUCAAUCUGUGAUGGGCGAGCUGAACAAUGCCCCUGUGCAGGAGAGUCCACCCUUGGCCGUAUCUUCUGGUAACUCACAUGGCCUGGAAGUGGGCUCGUUGGCUGAGGUCAAGGAGAAUCCUCCUUUCUAUGGGGUAAUCCGCUGGAUUGGUCAGCCACCAGGCCUCAAUGAAGUACUAGCUGGACUGGAACUGGAAGAUGAAUGUGCGGGUUGUACAGAUGGAACAUUCAGGGGCACUCGCUAUUUCACCUGUGCCCUUAAGAAGGCGCUGUUUGUUAAACUGAAAAGCUGCAGACCCGACUCGAGGUUUGCGUCCCUGCAGCCAGUUUCCAAUCAGAUCGAACGCUGUAAUUCUUUAGCAUUUGGAGGGUACUUAAGUGAGGUAGUAGAAGAAAAUACUCCACCAAAAAUGGAAAAAGAAGGUUUAGAGAUAAUGAUUGGAAAGAAGAAAGGUAUCCAGGGUCAUUACAAUUCUUGUUACUUAGACUCCACCUUAUUCUGCUUAUUUGCUUUCAGUUCCGUUCUGGAUACUGUGUUACUUAGACCUAAAGAAAAGAAUGACGUAGAAUACUAUAGUGAAACUCAAGAACUCCUGAGGACAGAAAUCGUUAAUCCUCUGAGAAUAUAUGGAUAUGUAUGUGCAACAAAGAUUAUGAAACUGAGGAAGAUACUUGAAAAAGUUGAGGCUGCAUCAGGAUUUACCUCUGAAGAAAAAGAUCCUGAAGAAUUCCUGAAUAUCCUGUUUCAUCAUAUUUUAAGAGUAGAACCACUGUUAAAAAUCAGAUCAGCAGGUCAAAAAGUACAAGAUUGUUACUUCUAUCAAAUUUUUAUGGAAAAAAAUGAGAAAGUUGGAGUUCCUACAAUUCAGCAGUUAUUAGAAUGGUCUUUUAUCAACAGUAACCUGAAAUUUGCUGAGGCACCAUCAUGUCUGAUUAUUCAGAUGCCUCGAUUUGGAAAAGACUUUAAACUAUUUAAAAAAAUUUUUCCUUCUCUGGAACUAAAUAUAACAGAUUUACUUGAAGACACCCCCAGGCAGUGCCGGAUAUGUGGAGGGCUUGCGAUGUAUGAGUGUAGAGAAUGCUAUGAUGACCCUGACAUCUCAGCUGGCAAAAUCAAGCAGUUUUGUAAAACCUGCAAUGCUCAAGUCCACCUUCAUCCCAAGAGGCUGAAUCAUAAAUACAACCCAGUGUCACUUCCCAAAGAUCUGCCUGACUGGGACUGGAGACACGGCUGCAUCCCCUGCCAGAAGAUGGAGUUAUUUGCUGUCCUCUGCAUAGAAACAAGCCACUAUGUCGCUUUUGUGAAGUACGGGAAAGACGACUCUGCCUGGCUAUUCUUCGACAGCAUGGCUGAUCGGGAUGGUGGUCAGAAUGGCUUCAACAUUCCUCAAGUUACCCCAUGCCCAGAAGUAGGAGAGUACUUGAAAAUGUCUCUCGAUGAUCUGCAUUCCUUGGACUCCAGAAGAAUCCAAGGCUGUGCACGAAGACUUCUCUGUGAUGCAUAUAUGUGCAUGUACCAGAGUCCAACCAUGAGUCUGUACAAAUAAACAGGGUCAUCUGGACGGGUGCAGAAAUCAGACACACAGUUUUCACGUUGCAUCUCACUUGAGCUGGCAGUUCUGUUCAGCGUCCAUUGCCGGCAAUGGAUGUCUUUGUGGUGAUGAUCCUUCAACGCAGGAUUCCUGCGUUUAAAAAUAAAUUGCUUUUGUGUUACUGAAGUAUUUAAUAAGCAUUUUGCACUCUAGAAAGUAUGUUUGUGUUGGUUUUUUAAGAAGUCUAAAUGAAGUUAUUAAUACCUGAAGCUUUAAGUUAAGUGCAUUGAUCAUAAGAUAUUUUUGGAAGCAUAAAAUUUUAAUUGUGACAGUUUAAAACCUCUUUUAGUCCAUUGAGAAUGUAAAUAAAUGUGUCUUCUUUAUGGACCAAGAUUAUGAAAUCAUUUUUCCUUUGUAGCUAAUUGUUGCCUUGAGGAGGAUAUACUUUGGUUUUAUUGAGUCUACUUUCAAUCCAGUGAUUAAAGUUGUUUUGAGUUUGAUUUGUUAAUUCUUCCCUUUCUAGUGCCGAUUCCUGCAUGUCUGCAAUCUGAGUUUCUGUGUUUCUGUGGUAGUGGUCACAAAAGUAUUUAAAUUUCCUCAAUGGUGUUUUC